Athalia rosae (coleseed sawfly) is the source of this 5428-nucleotide messenger RNA. RefSeq lists its product as uncharacterized. Gene Ontology annotation, cellular component: spliceosomal complex; cytoplasm. Gene Ontology annotation, molecular function: protein binding. The record is from RefSeq and is a predicted model, not a curated record. Gene Ontology annotation, biological process: mRNA cis splicing, via spliceosome. Lineage: Eukaryota; Metazoa; Arthropoda; Insecta; Hymenoptera; Athaliidae.
GACCGGAAUCAGCUGUCAGUGAAACCUGAUCUAGCCUUAACUGACCUUGUCUCGUUUCGAGACAGUUCUAGGUACACUUAUUUAUUUACCAUUUUUGACAGUUGUUGUAUCCAAAAAAUGGAUAAACAUUCACAACGUGGUGAUCGAUAUAGUUCUAAAUCCAGUGACAGGAAUACCUGGCAAUCUCCAAAGCGUUUCGAAAGGAACCUACACAGUAGCAAUGCCGAACGAAGCACAAAAGACUCGAAGUCAAGGCAUAACUCCCGAAAAAGUAGUGAGGAUUACAAAAAGAAAUCGAAGAAAAAGAACAGGGACAAAUCGCCGAAGCAUAAAAAAUCAUCCAAACACAAAAGUCGAAAAAGGUCAGAAUCGUCAUCAUCAAGUGACUCUUCAUCAUCAAGCUCCUCUGCAGAUUCAACCAAACUCCUAGAGAAGUUACAAAAGCAGCGACGAAAGCAAGAUGAAGAGCGUAAAAAUCAGAAAGAGUUGUUGAAGGCAACUGAGACACCAGAAGAAAAACGCCUUCGGAGGCUUAGGAAAAAAGAAGCCAAGGAACGCAAGAGGAAAGAACGUAUGGGCUGGGAUAAUGAUUAUCUUCACUAUACAAAUACAGAUAAUCCUUUUGGCGAUGGAAACUUACUUUCAACUUUUGUGUGGUCUAAGAAGCUGGAAAAAGAAGGGUUGAUCGGAGUCAGCAGAGAGGAACUGGAAGCCAGAAAUCGACACAAGCAGGAAGAGAACAAGAGAGAGUUAGAGAAAGUAAAAAAGAGAAGACAAGAACGAGAACUCGAAAGGCAGCAACGUGAGGAAGAAAUGGCGUUGCUUCAGAGAGGAAAAGAGGCUGCUCAGCUCGAACAAUGGGCCAGGCAGGAGGAUCAGUUUCACUUGGAGCAAGCAAGACUACGGUCUCGAAUUAGGAUCCAGGAUGGGCGUGCGAAACCCAUUGAUCUUUUAGCAAAGUACAUAAGUGCAGAGGAGGAAGUUGAUGCGGUUGAAAUGCAUGAACCUUAUACGUAUUUGAGAGGACUGCAGAUCAAGGACUUGGAGGAUCUUAUAGAGGAUAUUAAGGUAUACAAAGAGCUGGAGAGAGGAAAGAAUUUGGAUUAUUGGAACGAUAUAACUGUAAUUGUGGAGGAUGAACUGCACAAGUUGAGGAAAAUGGACAGAUCAGAAUAUGAAGCUGCUAUAGGCAGAAGGGAAGGGAUUCAUGCAUCAGUGGCUAAGGAUGUCACUGCUGUAUUCAAAGGGAAGACAGCUACUCAACUGGAAGCACUGCAGCUCCAAAUCGAGUGUAAAAUUGUUGGGAAACCUGAGGGAGUUGAUAUAGGCUACUGGGAGAGUCUUCUGUCGCAGUUGAAAGCUCAUAUGGCAAGAGCAAGACUUCGAGAUCGUCACCAAGAAAACCUACGUAAAAAGCUAGAAGUCCUAAAGGCAGAACAGGGUGUGAUUAAAACCGAAAGUGAAGUAGAUGAACCCAGGGCACCAAGCGAACAUUCGGUCAAACAAGAUGACCAGCCAUCAACAAGCAAUGCAGCGGAUGCGGAAAAAAGCGAUGAAAGCCAAUCUGAAGCCGAAAGUGAAGACCAAAGUGCAGCUGAUGACUUGCUCUCAGAGUCUUUCCAAGAUUACGAAUCGGGCGGAUAUUCGCCUAAAUAUAUGACGCAGUCACAAUUGGAACCUGGAACGUUGGUUACUUUAGAGGAAGAAGAUAAUCAACGACUUGAGUUUGCCCGCAAUCAGGUUCUUAAUACAGGACGCAAGGUUCAAAAUGUGAUUAGCGCGGAGGAACAAGCAAUGCACAGGGAGGCUCGUAAGAAUAUGGGAGCUGAUGAAGCUCAGUUCAGUGUCGAAUCUUCCCUUGAAGCUCAAAUCUAUCUUUGGUCGGACAAAUACAGACCUCGAAAGCCGAGAUACUUCAACAGGGUUCAUACUGGAUUCGAAUGGAACAAAUAUAAUCAGACUCAUUACGACAUGGACAAUCCGCCUCCCAAAAUCGUUCAGGGAUACAAAUUCAAUAUUUUUUAUCCAGAUCUGAUCGACAAGAAUACGACACCUGAAUACUUUUUGACCCCCUGUGCGGACAACAAAGAUUUCGCGAACUUGAGGUUUCACGCUGGGCCACCCUACGAGGACAUAGCGUUUAAAAUAGUAAACAGAGAAUGGGAGUAUUCUUACAAACGUGGUUCCGGUGUCAAUUUCACAACAAUAUUUUCCAGCUAUGGUUCCACUUCAAGCGAUACAGAUACCGGAGAUGAACUAUUGAUAGUGUGGCACAUGUUUGCUUCUUUAAAAUUCGGUAAUAAAAUUCAUGUUAAUCUCCUCAAAUCGAAUUAUCCCGUUACAACCACGAAUUCCCGAAGCUAUAAGCGGUCGCCGGAGCGGGAUGACCGCGAUGACGCCACGCGUGACCUGAUACCUGGAGCCUCUGAUAAGAAUUUCACUUCCGGUUCGAUAACGAGGGCAGUAAAUUCAAGGACGUCUUUAACUGAGGAAAAAAACGACGCAUUCAUCGAUAUGCGGUGGAAGAAUAACCGGGGGCCAUCGGAGUUCCUGCAGUCAGAAAAGACGUUCUUAGUUAUCAAGGACAGCUUGAACGCCCUCAAAGAAAACCCGGGUGAUUUGUACCUAGGAAAUGAAUCGCAGCUGGUGACACCAAGAUCUAAAUCUCAUUCAGCGGCAGCAAACGCCGGCACAUGGCCCCCAAAAAUAAAGAAAAUUCCGUCUAAUUCAGGCUCUUGCACCGAACUUAUUGAGAGACCGAAGACUGCGAACCUUGAAGAGCCAUCAUUCCUGGACCCUAGACUCGUUGAUAAACUCGACAUGUCAAUACUCAGCAAGGAGCUUCUCUUUGAUUCUAUGACGCACAUCCGAACGCGAUAUGAUGUGGUUGAAAGCGUGGGAGGAAUAGCUACGGAUAGAAGUCGAGCGAUGGGAAUCGAGCGGCGUAGGCAAAGUCUGGGGAUACAGAACAUUCAAAUCGCUUCAGGAACCAACAAGGAGUACCGUCUUAGCCGAACGAGCGUCGGGUCGCUGGGCUGCUCCGGGGCAGCUUCGAAUUCAGGGAUAUCAUCACUCGCCAGACAAAAAAGGAAAAGUUUCGAGCCCGUAACUGACUCGGAGGCUUAUCACUGCAGGGACACAUCCCCCGACAUCGCUACCCCUGAAAUAAGAAUGAAGAAGCAAAGCGUCGCACGUAGUCCAGGAGCCACAGCUGCGGGGGUGGGAUUCAACGAAACGAUUACAAAACGAUCUAAUUCUCAGCCUCGUAAUCGAGACGAUAAUAACAACAAGAAAAGUUCAACCCCUAAGGUAUCCGCGCUCGCGGUCAUAGCGAAGAAGAAAUCGUCAAAAACGUCAAUUAAAUCAGAUGUUGAGGUUUUCACCGGUGGUGUAAAAGGUGCACCUGAACCGUGCAAGACCUGCGGAAGGUCCGAUCAACCGGAAAGAUUUCACAGCCAUCCUAAAAAUGCAGUCGCACCUCCGUUAAAAGUUCGCGAUAUUACCUCGAUUCCGAAGCCCUUAAUCAAAAUUGCGAUACCUAAGAGCGUGCAGAAGCCGGUCGCUUUAAAUUUCCGCAGCGAAAAACGCAAAACCAACAAAACAUCCGAUGUACCCGAAGCUCACCCUAAAAACCCGACGCAGGAUUUGCGGGAAAUUUCACCACCCAGCAAAAUAAUUCAAGAUGUACAAAAUCCUGGUCAAUCCACCGCAAACUCCUCGCCAAAAAGAGGACCCCGAUCUGUUACCUGCUACAUCUGCAGCCGUGAAUUUGGAACCGCAAGUUUUCCUAUUCACGAACCAAAAUGUUUGCAGAAAUGGGAGAGGGAAAAUAACGCCUUACCACCUUCCCAAAGACGUUCUACACCCCCGCAAAGACCUACACAGGUGGAACCUGGACAUCAGGAUUGGAAUAAAGCGGCUUGGGAACAAAGUCAGGCGCAACUGCUUCCGUGCUCACGCUGCGGGCGAACUUUUUUACCGGACCGUUUACCCGUUCACCAGAAGAGCUGCAAAACGCCGAAAAGGAUUUUUCCCCAGAAGCUCCCCUUAAAAGAGGACCAGCCCGAGGAAAGUAGGAUACGCCCUGAGAGACCCGGGGGGCAAAUUGCGGGGUCGGAAACUUCAUCCCCAAAAGAAUCUCCAAUGGUAUUUUGUCAGAUAUGUGGACGCAGUUUCGGGAGUAGAAGUAUAAAGAUCCACGAACCUCAAUGUCUGAAACGUUCGCAGGCAGAAAAUGAAGGUCAACCUCCCAUACCCCGACGCAAAAAAGAGACUGCUUCUUCGGCAUUUGGAAAUAAUCCUUCAACGGUUCAACCUCCAAUACAUCUCCAGAAAAAGACGAUACCAUGUUAUAUUUGCGGAAGAGAUUUUGGCACGACCAGCAUCGCCAUUCACGAACCCCAAUGCCUCAGAAAAUGGCACCAAGAAAAUGAAAAACUACCCCCUACUCAGCGGCGUCGAGAGCCUCAAAAGCCGGACAUUGUAUUCACACCCGAUGGUGAUUGCGAUUUCGUUGCAACAUUUCAUAGGAUAUGGGAAAAUCAUCUUAGGUCAUUGAUACCGUGUGGAAAAUGUGGAAGAACCUUCAGCAGUGAGGCCUUGAUAAAACACCAACCCCGUUGCGAUGUGUUAUACUAUCAAAAAAGACUCCUUCGUACGAGAAAAAUGAAGAAAACAUCGAGCUCAAACCACGUGGCACAAUACCAUUAAUAUUGGUAAUCGACGAUACGAUAAGUUCUGCAAAAACGGGUUAAUAAAACAAGUAGUUUGAAAAGUAGCUAGACGCGUCUAUUGGUCAAUCAGUUUUUGUUAAGUUCAUUACAGCUAUUUUAAAUUUCUUUCAGUACCUAAUUGUUAGUGAUGCUCAUGCUUAAAAAUACGUCGAUUUUGAAACACAUCAGCAUUAUGUUAAAAAGUAUUUUAUUCUGGUGAAAUUAUUCGCUCACCAGUGGCAGUUUCAUUGUUUUGUAUAAGCAUGCUAAAGAAUGGUUUUUCCUAAUUCUAAAGCUACUUACAUCACGUUGGUCUAUUUUCAAUUUUUUUCCUCCCAAGUAGUUGAUUUUUCGAACGAAUCAUUAAAAAAUAUUUCACGGAAGUAGAUUGAUAUACUUAUAUGAGUUAUGAUCAUGUUUUCGAACCUUUCUGUAUUUAUUACAAGGUAUCAAAUUAUAAAAUAGGCAUGUGAAUUUGCGGUGUGCAUCUGUAUCAGUAAUUUCACUGUUUUGGUUUUAGAGGUAUAUUUUAUUGUCUAAUUAAAGAUAACAGAAGUUCAUGUGCAACUAUAUGUCUAUUAUACGACUAUUUUGUACAAUGCAGAAAAACCUUGCAGAAACUCAAAGAUUGCCAUGUAAAACGAUGACGUAACUAAGUUCAGACAGAUGAUCACAGCACCAUUAAAGUUAUACAAAAAUCAGUUUGGAAUUUGAUC